AUGGUGUUGAUGAAUGCGGUUAUUAGUGCUAUAAUUGUGUAUACUAUGUCAUUUUACAAAGCUCCCUCAAAAGUGAUGAAAGAAAUUACUAGCAUACACAAUAAUUUUUCGUGGAACAACACUGGGGAGAAAAGAAAUGUUCAUUGUAUAAGUUGGACAAAAGUUUGCAAAGAUAAAGAGGACGGAGGACUCAGAGCAAAGAAUAUAAGUAUGUUCAAUAAAGCGCUUUUAUUAAAGUGGAAGUGGAGAAUUCUUAUUGAUAAAGAGGCUUAUUGGUCGAGUAUAUUGAAUCAUAGAUACUACAACCCUACUCUUAUUCUAUUCACCAAAGUUGACCAGACCAAAGAGCAAAACCAAUCCAUACGGUGGAGAGACAUGUUUAUUGAGAAUGUCAUAUGUAGUAUAGGAGAUGGUAGAAAUAUCUCAUUCUGGAAGAGUAAAUGGAUUAAUAAUCAAACUCUCAAGAAUUUGUUUCCUUCUCUAUUAAUUCAAUCAGAAUUGAAGGAAGCAAGUGUGGCGGACAUGGGGUGUGGAACAAUAAUGGUUGGUCAUGGAGAGUAG
Lathyrus oleraceus (garden pea) is the source of this 561-nucleotide messenger RNA. RefSeq lists its product as uncharacterized. Lineage: Eukaryota; Viridiplantae; Streptophyta; Magnoliopsida; Fabales; Fabaceae. The coding region runs from base 1 to 561 and encodes 186 amino acids. The record is from RefSeq and is a predicted model, not a curated record. The transcript has a single exon.